Pectinophora gossypiella (pink bollworm) is the source of this 861-nucleotide messenger RNA. Its product is annotated as serine protease 1-like. The transcript is spliced from 2 exons. Lineage: Eukaryota; Metazoa; Arthropoda; Insecta; Lepidoptera; Gelechiidae. Gene Ontology annotation, molecular function: serine-type endopeptidase activity. Gene Ontology annotation, biological process: proteolysis. Bases 1 to 861 code for a protein of 286 amino acids. The record is from RefSeq and is a predicted model, not a curated record.
AUGAGAAAUAAUGUGAAUAUAUUAGCAUUCUUGAUUAUAAUUAUUAUUGGUACCGCGUGCCGGGACAAUUUGAGAGUAAUUCACGGCAUUGACGACGGUGGAGACAGUCACGGGUAUGUUGUCGCUAUAGCAUUGGGUCUUCACUACAAAGCCGCUAGAUUUUGCACUGGGAGCCUGAUAGACACAAACUGGGUUAUAACAGCGGCCCACUGUUUCGCUACGGUAAAAGCAUUAGGAAUAGAUAACUGCUUAAUACUAUUUGAAAACUUUACGAUAACACCCAUAUAUGCUAGAUACGCCAGAAAGAUUUUGCAAGUUAUACCCCAUAUUUCAUACCAUAAAUCAAUAAAUAAGAAUGAUAUCGGACUUAUGCUGGUUGAACAUGUAGAAUUGAAUGUUUUUGGAAAAUUGUCUGCAGUUGAUUAUAGGACUUUUACUGGUCGUGCAGUGCAUUACGUAGGAGCUGGUGCAACUUAUACAGAUUUUGAUAAUGAGGAGAAUCCUAAAUUAGCAAAAGCCAUCAGUGACUUGGACGAUGUGAGGCCUCUUCAAAUAGGUGAAGCUGUUGUCGUGGCUUGCGGUAAAGCGAGUGUGAGAAGACUACCUGACGUAUCUCAUAAAAAGAACAAUGCUCUGAUAUGCUUGCGAUCUAAAUGUUCUAACAGAGAAGAAAGGGCACAAGUCGGUGACUCCGGAGGUCCUCUGAUACUUGACGGUAAGAUCAUAGGCAUUGCGCACGCGUUUGAUGACAGAAAUCCUUAUGAUUUUUACUACACAGCAAAGCGGACUGGUGGAGAACCAGUAAAGGAGUGUGGUGGAGUAGCCUCUCCAAUGGAUAGGGAAGAGGUAACGUCUGUGUAG